Vigna umbellata (rice bean) is the source of this 1641-nucleotide messenger RNA. NCBI's taxonomy places the organism in Eukaryota, Viridiplantae, Streptophyta, Magnoliopsida, Fabales, Fabaceae. The record is from RefSeq and is a predicted model, not a curated record.
UAACAAGGUCAAGUGGUUGCGAAUUGACUUAAAAGUCCCACCACCAUCCAACAUAAAUGUGAUCGCAUCUGUUGCAUCUCUUUUAGCUUUGACGAAUGGUUCCCAGUUUAGCUUAGGCUGGAGAAAUGAAAGAAACAAACCGUAUGCAAUAUUUUAUAUAGGUUAAAUUUUAUGUAGGUAUCAAAAACAACUGGGCCCACUCACUAUUUGAUGGGAUCCUGAUAAAAUUUUCAUAACUAUAGAGAACUUGUGGGAAGAGCAUCCAAAGAGUGUUGGUAGCACUCAACUUUUAGGCUCUGACAGUUUGUAACUCUAGUUGAAUUUUAGUUACUCUUGUUUUUAUUUUCUGCAAUUGAAAAUUAGUUUUGCUUACUUGAAAAUAUUCUGGGUAUUAUGUAUGCAGAGAUUAGCACGAUGGGGACUAAUUCAUACAAUACCAGAUUCAAAAUCAAAUGCUUGCAAGAGAGAAUGCUGGCCUUUGGGAAGUGAGGCAUUACCUGAAGGAAUUAUUGCCAGAACAUCUAACUUGGAAAUGCGGCCCUUAUGGGACUCUGGUAAAGAUCAUACAAUUUUAAAGCGCCCAUUGAAUCUGUUGGCUAUGGCAGUAGGACUUAAGCAGAAAGAAAUUGUCAACAAUAUUGUUGAAAAGUUCUUGUCAAGUGAUUUUGUUGUGAUGCUUUUUCACUAUGAUGGUUUUGUGGAUGGAUGGAAGAGUUUAGCUUGGAGUAACCAUGUCAUACAUCUAUCUGCUAUAAAUCAAACAAAAUGGUGGUUUGCGAAACGGUUUUUGCAUCCAGACAUAAUUGCCGAAUACAACUACAUAUUUCUUUGGGAUGAGGACCUUCUUGUUGAUAAUUUUGAUCCAAAAAGGUAUUUAUCUAUUGUUAAAGAAGAGGGUCUUGAGAUAUCUCAGCCGGCUCUGGAUCCUACCAAAUCUGAGGUACAUCAUCCACUGACAGUCCAUAAAGCCGGAUCGAAACUGCACAGAAGGUAUUAUAAACUAAAAGGCAGUGGAAGGUGUGAUGAUAGUAGCAUUGCUCCUCCUUGCAUUGGUUGGGUGGAAAUGAUGGCACCGGUAUUUUCUAAGAAGUCUUGGCAAUGUGUAUGGCAUUUAAUCCAGAAUGACUUAAUCCAUGCCUGGGGCCUGGAUAGGCAGCUUGGCUAUUGUGCACAGGGUGAUCGAAUGAAAAAUGUUGGUGUUGUUGAUUCUGAGUACAUAGUUCAUCUGGGCCUGCCUACUCUUGGUGGCCCAAAUGGCAAUGAGGCAUCGUCAGACUCUCCUGGAGGUAAUGCUAGAGCCAAUGUUAGGAUGCAAUCAUACAUUGAAAUGCAGGUUUUCGGUAAAAGAUGGGGAGAUGCAGCAAAGAAAGACAAAUGUUGGAUUGAUCCAUAUCAACAACAGGCAAACCUGACAAACCAUUAACUGAUUGAAUGCCAUGUCCAGUGUCCAUGUGCAUAGUCACGUUUGAAAUUCACACGUCACAUUUUGCAUCCGAUUUUUGUUUCUAGUCUCAGGUAUACAGGUGUUCAUAUUGCAUAGUUUAUUUUAUUCUUUUUCAAGGAUGGUCAAUGUAAAAAGUGAAGUAUACCCCUUUUUAUUCUGGAAAGGGUGAUUCAGAAUGUAAAAGUUACAUUUUGGAC